Hermetia illucens (black soldier fly) is the source of this 496-nucleotide messenger RNA. Its product is annotated as peptidyl-prolyl cis-trans isomerase NIMA-interacting 4. Gene Ontology annotation, biological process: rRNA processing. The record is from RefSeq and is a predicted model, not a curated record. The coding region runs from base 77 to 478 and encodes 133 amino acids. Lineage: Eukaryota; Metazoa; Arthropoda; Insecta; Diptera; Stratiomyidae. The transcript is spliced from 2 exons. Gene Ontology annotation, molecular function: peptidyl-prolyl cis-trans isomerase activity; DNA binding.
GAUUCUUUUGACAUUUCUCGAAACCACAAAACCUAACCUCCCUCAAGAAUUAUUUACAAAAUACCAUUCAGCCAAGAUGCCUCCGAAAAAGGAUGCGAAAGGCGGCUCCAAGGACAGCAAAGGAGCAAAAGGUGGCAAGUCUGCAGGAGGCGACUCAGACAAAGCCGGCAAAGAAAAGAAAGGAGGCAAUGCGGUGAAGGUUCGUCACAUUCUCUGUGAAAAGCAAGGCAAAAUUCUUGAAGCAAUGGAGAAGUUGAAGGCUGGCCAGAAGUUCCCAGACGUUGCUGCGGCUUAUAGUGAAGAUAAAGCUCGACAAGGAGGCGAUUUGGGCUGGCAAAUUCGGGGCGCCAUGGUAGGACCUUUCCAGGACGCAGCUUUUGCACUGCCUAUUUCAACCGUAGCUAAUCCUGUUUAUACUGAUCCGCCUAUUAAAACAAAGUUCGGGUAUCACAUCAUUAUGGUGGAAGGAAAAAAAUAAAUCUUUUGUAAGUGAUAA